This is a messenger RNA of Macrosiphum euphorbiae (potato aphid), 3249 nucleotides long. The record is from the annotation of a GenBank genome assembly. Lineage: Eukaryota; Metazoa; Arthropoda; Insecta; Hemiptera; Aphididae.
AUGGACAAACAAAAUACCCAGCACAGUACUUUCAAUGAUAAAAAUGGUCAAAUUAAAUCAAAAUCUGUACUAAAGUUGUCAACAGUUCAGACACCCAAUUAUAUUCGCCACAAGCUUCAUACUAAUCUAAAUUUACCACCACCAAAUUGGUUAUCUGAAAAAGCAGAAUCCUAUGGCAUGCGAUACAUGCCAUCUAGUGAUUUUCAUGGUUUUUCUAGUUUUCAAAUGGCUAAUGUGUUUCACGAAUGCAUAGGCAAAGUGGACAUUAUAUCAGAUACCAAAAAUAUCAAGAACUUGUGCAAAAUACCAUAUGAAAAAUCUGUGAGCAUGAUGGUACAUAAAAUUGAUAAGACAUUAUUGUUAGAUGAAUUUGAUGUUCAGAAAUACUUGGCUGUAGAAACCAACAAUGAAUGGGACUGGUUAAAAAAAUUCUUUUACAACAAUAUUGUAGGAUCUUCUGAUAUUGUGGUGAAAUGUAUCACUUAUAAGCAGAAUGGUCAUAAUAGUUUACAACAUAAAUCUUUGGUAUCAAAAUUUUUGCACCAUACAUUAGAUUCCCAUAAUGAUCAAAUAAAAAAUACAAUUUUUCAUAGUGAAACUUCUGUAUUACCAGCUCUACCCAAAAUUUCACCAGAAGAUGUAUUUUCAAAUAGUUCUCAAAUGCAUAAAUUAUUUAACAGACAUUUUUUAUGGAAUUUUGAAGGCAUGCAAAUGUUAAUAGGUACAGAUUUACCAAUUUUUGGAAGUAGCAAUAAUUCAUCUUUAAGUUCAAGAUUGAGAGACAUGUCAAAACCUCUAAGUAUGUCAACUGGGAUUGAUUAUUGGCUAGAUAAUUUAAUGUGCAAUAUUCCUGAAACUGAAUUAUGUUAUCAUAUAAAAGGUAUUGUCCAAAAGUAUGAAUUAUUAAAAACUGAAAAUUUACCAUAUUUAAAUGGAUCAACAUUUUCACCAAAGAAUGUUAGUGAUAUUAUGCAAAAUACAAUAUCAUUUUUAAAAUCAAAUGCUAAUAGUGUUGGACAUACGUACUGGUUAUUUAAAGGAAAAAAUGAUGAUGUGGUAAAACUUUAUGAUUUGACAACAUUAUGUUCUAAAUCAUUAACUGAUAACCUAAAUCCAUUUGCCGUUCCAGUGGCUAUUUUGUUAUAUCGUGUUGCUUGUAAAUCAAAACAUAAUCCAGAAGAUAGAAAACUGUAUAAUCCAGUUACUAUUCAAUUUUUACUAAACAUUUGUCUACAAUUAGAUAAAACUAAAUAUCCUCAAAUUGUUACAUGUAUCAAUUACAUGUUAUCCGAAAUGUACAUCUCAAUCUAUAAUAAUCCAUCAACCACUGUAAUAGAAGAUUCAACUGAUGUGAAUGAGGACUCUGCUACUUUCCAUGAUGAUUCUGCCAUUUCAUCAGCUCAAUUUGACUGCGGGACCUAUUCUAUUGACAUACAAAGUUUAUGUAUAUCACAUAAUAAAGAAAAUAUAUCCUCCUCAAUACUGGAGUACCCUACGUCAAGAUAUUUAAUAAAAACAAUAGAAGAAUGUUAUUAUAAGGCAUUGUAUUAUAUUGGGAGCAGUUUGAGUGGCUUGCAAUAUUUUAAGAACGAUAAAGAUAUUAUGGACAAGACAAUUGGAAAGAAUAAUAUGCCAAGUUGCCAUAAUCCAUCCAAUGCUGAGGACAUUAGAAAUCACCUCAGGCUGUUACUCUAUAAAAAAGCAUCUGAUGCAUAUUUUAAUUUAGGCGAAAAAUGUCUUACAUCCAAAAAUUUUGGAAUAGCAUUAAAAUGUUUCCGCCGGUCACUUGAAUGUCAACUAUGUAUUACCAACACUGAUGUUAACCAUAUAUUCAUGCUUGUAUUAGAACGUUGUGGCAAUUGUUGUAUGUUUAUUUUUAAACAUUGGGAUAAAAUAGAACAGUACUCAAGCGAGCUUGAAACUGAUGAAAAGUAUGAUUUUGAACUAAAAAAAGCAUUGCUAAAUAGUUAUAAUUGUACUAACAAAGAUUUAAAUUUAAUACCAACAAGCCUCAAUAAUUCAAAAGAAAGCAUGUUGAGCGCAGCAGAACAUUGUUACUCACGUGCUUUGACAUUGGAAACAAAUAUUCAUGACAAGAAUAAUCUGAGUAAACAGAUAGGUAAUGUUUACAACGAAAACAUUAAAAUGUAUAUGGAAGAAAUAUUAAUGGCUAUAAGCAAUAAUAUUCCUCUAAGUCCUUUAAAGUUAAAAUUGUUUGCUAAAAAAUCGAAGACUUUUUGUACAUUGGGAAGUAAUAUAUUUAAAAAAGUUGAUGAUGAAGAUAAUUUUGCAAUAAUAAAUUCAAACUUGGAAAAUUUGUACGGAUACAUAGCACAUUAUUCAACAAAAUAUGUAGUACCUCUCAAUACAUUUAUAAAAACUGAGUUUUUUAAUUUUAAGGCUGGAAACGCUUACAAGAAAAGAUUGUCAGAGAUGGGUGACCGUAGUUCUAAUUCACAACAAUGGGAUAUGGUUUACUAUAAAUUAUCUUCAACUCUAUUCCAUAAAGCUGUAAACGAAUAUUUAGCCAUAUGUCGAUGCAAUUCUAGUAACUAUAGGGAAUGUAUCAAUUUGUUCAUGGAAGCUUUGAAAUAUUGCGAUCUAGAAAAUGAAUCGCCCAACAGAUUUGUAUAUGAGUAUCAAACAGCAUAUAUUCACUUUGGUCUAGCAUCUUUAUCUUCUGAUCGUUUAGGACAAUGUAUUACUAAGGAAUCUCCAGAGCUGCAUCCUGUUUUCAUUCAGAUCAAGUCUUACUGUAAUAUUUCAUUUGAAAUCUUUUUUAAAAUAGAGCGACCAUUGGAAUCUUUUGAGGUUCUCAUAAAAAUGAUAACAUUAGAUAUGCACUUAAUUGAUAGAACGAUAGGUCCAAGGUAUCUCAAAUAUGUGACGUCCAUUUUAGAAACAUUGAGAAAAUGUGUUGCCGUGUUUCAAAUGUUUUCGGAAAAUAAGGACACAAUAAAAUAUUCAUAUAGUGCUGAUCUAACUCAGGAGUUAGCUAUUGAAGAUGACUUACACUUUGAAAUGAGAAAAUUACAUUUUUUAUUAAUCCUAGAGGAAAAUGUACUUAAACUUUUGAAAUGUAUGAUCCAUCUAGCCUUGGAUAAAUCGUCAGUAAAGGAAAUAAAAUGGUUAGCGGACAAAGGAGAUGAACUGAAAAUCAUCUAUAGUGUAUUAUUAAGAAAUAGUGUUGGUGACAGUAAUUAUUCACAACUAAUGACAGCUGUAAAACAAUUAUCUACAUUUAAAUGA